This is a messenger RNA of Eriocheir sinensis (Chinese mitten crab), 2250 nucleotides long. RefSeq lists its product as uncharacterized. Bases 184 to 1968 code for a protein of 594 amino acids. Lineage: Eukaryota; Metazoa; Arthropoda; Malacostraca; Decapoda; Varunidae. The transcript has 2 exons. The record is from RefSeq and is a predicted model, not a curated record.
GCAUGUGCCUCAAUAGGCGUCACUUAAAGUGUCCUGUCAGCGCCACCACCGGGCUGAGGGACAUUCACUAACAGCCAGUGGUCGGUGGAGCCAAGACAGCACACCACGAGGAGAAACCAUCCCAGAAGAGUUCAACGUUGGUAACCUGAACGUUCCUGCUAAACAGUGUUCAUUAACAUUAAAAUGACUCAGCAAAAACAAAAGAAGAAGGCGAGGUGCUGGGGGUGCUUCGACUGGCUCUUCGCCAGGCGGGCCCACCACAGCCCCUCCGAGGACUUCGACUCCACCGUCGAGGAAAUGAAAAACGCGGGUGCCCAGGACGAUGCAGGCGAACAGGGACAAGGGUCCCUGGACCUGGUCUGCCUGAAGAACGCUGCUCAGCCUCUCGCUGUGGUGGAGGAGGAACUCCCCUCCGACACCCGGGACGCUGAUGGGGAGGUGGGAAAGGGAGAAAUGGAGACCAAUUGCAAGAGGCCUCAAACUCUCGUCAUCACUAUCCACAUGGUGAAGAGAGAACGGGUCAGCAAACCCGUGGACGAAACAACAGUCGCAGAUAAAGACUGGACGCCAAAGGAGAGCCGUGGCAGGCGGCCUCAAACUCUCGUCAUCACUAUCCACAUGGUCAAGAGAGAAAGGGUCAGCAAGCCAGUGGACGAAACAACAGUCGCUGCAAAAGACUGGACGCCAAAGGAGAGCCAUGGCAAGAGGGUUGAAACGCUGAUAAUUACUCUGCACAUGGUCAAGCGAGAAAAGAUAAAGGAAGUAUGCGAGGAGCUCCCCUCCGAGCAUCAAGACACUGCUGGGGACGCUCAGCCAGACGAGGGGGUGAAGGAGGAACUCUCCUUCGAGCAGGAGCAAGGGGUUGUUAGUGAGGCCGUUACCGAGCCACCAGAAAAGACGCCCCUCAAGAGCUGCUUCAAAAAGAAGGACGCACCUCCAAACCCCGCCGAGAAAAUUGUCAGGUUCAACUUCCAAAACCUGAACACUUUCGUCAAAGAUCGGGAACUGUACUGUGGCUACGACUACUUCAAGUACGGCUUCCCUCUCUCCAUGAUUCGUUCUGAGCUACAAAAGCGAAAAGAAAAAACAGUGAAGCCACAGGAAGAGGCAGCAAAGGAAGCAGUAAACAAACUGCCAGAGCCUCAGCAAACAGUAACAGAGAAGGCAACACAUAUACACAACAAAAACACUGAGCCACAACAUCUCACAGGGAUCCUCAAGAAAGGAAAGACGGCCAGCGCCGCUCAUAAAUGUCUGCGCUUUAACUUCCAAAACCUGAACACUUUCGUCAAGGAUCGUGAGCUGUACUGUGGCUACGACUACUUCAAGUAUGGCUUCCCUCUCUCCAGCAUUCGCUCUGAGCUGCAAGAGCUAAAAGAAACAACCGUGAAGCCACAGGAACGGCCAGUAAAGGACGCAGUAAACAAACAUCACACAUUACAGGAGCAGACAGUUAGAGAAACUUGCUGUACACCAAUGAAUGCCACAGUUGACGGGACGUCUCCUAAGGGUAUCCUUAAGAAAGAAAAGAUGCCACGGUCCACCUGUCCAAAACACGUGCGCUUCAACCUUGGUAACCUCCGCGCCCCCGUGAAGGAACGUGAGCUGUACCGUGGCCACGACUACUUCAGAUACGCCACGCCGCUCCAGGUCACUCAGGCUCCCAACUGUACCCCGAGGCCUCACCACCAGCCCGUUAGAUCCGCCUCUAACUCGCUGCGUGGCGCACCUCGGCAGCUCGGGAGGCCGACGACACAGCGGAGGAACGACUCCUUCCAGCAAAACAGUGGCCGGAGUGCUGCACAACUACACCAACAACCGCCACUCACAGCACCGCCAUCACAACUCCAGCAGCUACGUCUCGCCCAGAUACGAAACGAGGUAUUAUUCCGAAGGACAGGCACAUCCAGGCACCUACUCCCGCAGCAGAAGUCGUGUCAAGAGAGGCGCCAAGCCGAGUGGCGGUGAUGCUCAGUGUGCACAGGGCGAGUACACAGCGUCGUGAUCAAACUCACAUGCUACAUUCCGGGUGCAUUGCUCAAUACCCGCUGAACAGUAACUGUCGUUGAUUGGUGAUAACAAUGACAAACACACUGCCCGGAAUGGCUCGCCAGCUGACUAAAAUCACCAUGCAGAGGAACACAUCCCAUGGAACGGUGCCACUUCUACGGAACAAAUUGUUCAAGAGUGUCGCAUCUGUGGGGAGUGGCCCGAUGCGUGUGUGUGCUUACAUUUCUUAUCUUAUAUUUC